AGUUUUAUUUUUUUAUUAGCUUAUUUUAGUUUGGCCAUUUAACUUGAGUACAGAAUGAUAAGGAAAUGAAAAUAUACGUUUUACAGCUCUUUUGUGUAAAAGAAAAUCUUUAGGCAGGCUCUUGUUAUUCAUCCCGCUGGGGUCUGGGGGCUCCUGGCCUUUCCUCCCUGUGGGCUGCAGGGGGAUUUAGGGGCUCCCUGGGGGUGCACUGUGGGGCUGGCUGGUCCCUGGGGUGGCUCCAGCCCCCUCUCCCAUAAAACCAGGCAGGGCUUUGCUGGUUCCAGGCACCCCGGGGCUCUCAGAGCUCCCCCAGCCUGCGGGGGCUCUUGGCACAGGGGCUUUGUCCCCAGCCUGGCUCCGCCUGCAGUGGUUCCAUGCUGUGCCCAGAUAACUGCAGUGUGCAGCUCUGCGUGCAGGAGAUAAUUUGGAGACACCAAAUUGGUGUGUGGGAGGAGAUCUCUGCGCUGGGCUGGGCUGCAUUUAUAUAAGGAGGGGGGAGGCUGUGUUUUCUUCUAUAUCCCAACCUGCUGAAAGCCUUGUUUGUUUUGAAAGGAGGGAGAAUCCCCUUGGAGAGGGGGCCUGGGUGCUGGAGGCCCCCGGGCGGGUGUGCACGGGCAGAGCACGAUGCCGUUCUUGCACGGCUUCCGCAGGAUCGUCCUGGAGUACCAGCCCCUGGUGGAUGAGCUCCUGGGGCUGCUGGCCACGCCCGACAUGGAAAGGCAGAGCUCCCUGGAGAGCCCUGCCUGCCUGGACAGUGACAGGAGCCAGUUCUCAGCUGUGAGAGGAGUCCUGGAGAGGGAGACCCACUCCCCAUUUUAUCAAGAAGGUGUGAACUAUGCCCUGCUGAAGGUCAGCGAGCUGGGGCUUGUCCCUGCUGCAGAAAUCCUCCUGGAAUUUGGUGCUGACCUCAGCUUUGAAGACCCAAUCACCUACUACACCCCCCUGCACAUCGCGGUGCUGCGUAACCAGCUGGACGUGGUGGAGCUCCUGGUGCGCCACGGCGCCGACAUCAACCGCCGAGACCGGAUCCAUGAGAGCAGCCCCCUGGACCUGGCCAGCGAGGAGCCCGAGCGGUUGCCGUGCCUGAGGCGGCUGUUGCAGCUGGGGGCCGACGUCAACGCCGCUGACAAGAACGGGAAGACAGCACUGCUGCAUGCCCUGGCCAGCAGUAACAGUGGCCAGAUCCACAACACCGACAACAUCCGUCUCCUGCUGGAAGGAGGUAAAGAAAACCUUCUCCCCUUUCUGGGCUGGCUGAUUCUUUGUACAGCACCAGGCACUGCCCUCCUGACUCCAUUAUGUUCCUGCUGGAUCAGAUUAAAGCCCAGGGGUGCUGGAGUUGGUGCUGGCCUGGCCUCACCAGCUCCUCACUGCACAGUUCUGCAGUGUCAGUUAUGUUCUUUGUCCCUUCCUGCAGGUGCAGAUGUCAGGGCUGCCACCAAAGAUGGUGACACUGUCUUCACCUAUGUCAUCUACCUGCUGGGAGAGAUGGUAUUCAGCUACACCAAGGAACAGGCCGAGGACAUCGAGCGCUUCUGCUUCUGUGUCACGCAGCUGCUGCUGGCCCACGGUGCCAACCCCAGCGAGUGCCCAGCCUCAGAGUCCCUCACACACUUCUGCUUAAAAAGCUUCAAAGACUACUUCCCAAUGCUGCGGUUCUUGCUGGAGUCAGGUGCUGCCUACAACUGCUCCCUCCAUGGUCCCUCGUGCUGGUCUGGCUUCCACAUCGCCUUUGAACGCCUCUGCUGGCACCUCAGUCGCUCUGAAGAUGAAACCUAUUUCACAGAUCUCAUCCAGAAGGGUCAGACUCUGCUGGAGCUCAUGAUGGCCAGUUCACAAGCCAUCCAGCUGCCCAGUAAUUUUGAGGUGAACACCAGCAGCUGUAGGUUCCAUGGGGAGAAGGUUCAGACUCUGUUCUGCUCUCUGAAGCAGCUGGAGCGCUCGCCACAGGCACUGAAACACCUCUGCAGGGUGUUCAUCCGGCAGUGCCUGAAACCGUGGCCAGUGGACGACAAAAUCAAAGCUCUGCCUCUCCCAGACCGGCUGAAGUGGUACCUCUGCAUUGACCAUGCUGCUGCUGGGCACGAGGGCCUGUGAGCCUGACACUGCCUGUCUGCUCCGUCCCCAGUCCUGCUGUGCCUACAGCCAGCAUGUCUCUGCUCUGAGACAGUUUUCUCUGCAGCAAGAGGUGCUGCCCGAGUCCCUCUCUGUGGCAUUCCCAGGGUUUUCUUGGGCACAACAUCACACAUGUUUGUUAAGGUCUCGUUGCUCUGGGGCACGUCAUGGGGAGGCAGGCAGAGCUCCUGGGCAUGGGGGAGCUGCAUACUGGGGCUGGUUUGGAGGGAGAUUAAGCAAAGGCCUGGGGGCAGAAUCAGUGGGUUGGGGGCUGUGACUGGACAAGCAGCCUGUCCCCUCUCUCCCAGCCCUGCUGUGGGUGGGUGAUGCAGUGCCUUACGUGUCCAAUGGAGUUGAGAGAUGCCUCGGGGUGCUGGGAGAAGGAAGAGGUGUUCUAGCCUUCCUGCCUCUGGUUCUGGUGGUGGAAGCAGGUCCAGCAUCAUCCUGUGGAUGUGGAUGCCUUCCUUGCUCAGUGUGGACUUCUGACACUGGGAAUGGGAGUGAAGGGAAGCAGGGCUGGCAACAGUGCUGGACUGCUUCACACCCUCUGAGUUUCUGCACCCCACCCUGGCACAGAGGACCAUCCACCAAGGACAUCUGAGAGUUACUGGGCUCCAAAACACACAACAGAAUGUUUCCUGACUUCAUGGUGUGUUCCCUGUGCAAGGAUGAGGAAUGGGCUGUCAGCAGCUGAGUGCCUUGUGCCUCCUUCCCCAUUCCUUGGCUCUUUCCAUUGGUGACCACUCCCAGGAUCUUGAGUGCCUCCUUCCCAGGAACAAGAAAUUGCUGCACAUGGAGGGCUCAUGUUCCAGCCUUGCCACAUCUGCCUGGCUUCCUUUCUAGGCACCUGCUUCCUCAUGACAUGCCAAAGCCUGGCCAGAGCUGAACCCCACACAGUUUUGUUGAUUCGUUUUUCAUGGGUAACAGAUGUAGAAGAUGAAGAGGAAGAAUCUGUUCUCAUUACAGACACUUUGUAUCUGAGAUUCACUGGCAGUUGGAACUGGAACUGUGUGUCCUGAUGAACUGGUGCUUAAAAAAAUCCAAUAAUGUGAUCAAAUUCUGCCCCGGAAUGGGAACUGAACCAUUAAACGAGGCCUUCUGUAAUAACA
Cyanistes caeruleus (blue tit) is the source of this 3224-nucleotide messenger RNA. The record is from RefSeq and is a predicted model, not a curated record. Lineage: Eukaryota; Metazoa; Chordata; Aves; Passeriformes; Paridae.